AUGGUAGAGAUUAAAAACAUUGUUGUAUUACCUGGGGAUCAUGUUGGUCAAGAAAUUGUGGAAGAAGCAGUUAAAGUUUUGAAAAUUGUAGAAGAGAAACGUCAUGGUGUCAAGUUUAAUUUCCAAUACCAUUUGAUUGGAGGUGAUGCUAUUGACAAGACCGGGGAUCCAUUACCAGAUGAAACGUUGGAAGCCGCCAAGCAGAGUGAUGCCGUCUUGUUGGGUGCAGUAGGCGGACCUAAAUGGGGGACGGGGAAAGUUAGACCGGAACAAGGUUUAUUGAAGAUUAGAAAAGAGCUGGGAUUGUAUGGGAAUUUAAGACCAUGUAAGUUUAUUAGUGACAAGUUGAUUGGAUUGUCUCCAUUGAAAGAAGAAGUUUGUAAGGGGACGGAUUUUGUAGUUGUACGAGAGUUGGUUGGUGGUAUCUAUUUUGGAGAGCGUCAAGAAGAUGACGGGAGUGGUGUUGCAUGGGAUAGUGAAAAAUACUCGAUUGAGGAGGUGAAGAGGAUUACCAAGAUGGCCGCGUUCUUGUCUUUGCAAAACGACCCACCCUUGCCGAUCUGGUCGUUGGAUAAGGCCAAUGUUCUUGCGUCUUCGAGAUUGUGGAGAGCGGCAGUGGACGAGACAAUAGCGGAAUUCCCAAAUUUGAAAGUCCAGCAUCAAUUGAUUGAUUCUGCAGCAAUGAUGUUGGUGAAAAACCCCACUCAGUUGAACGGUAUCAUCCUGACGAACAACAUGUUUGGGGACAUCAUCUCGGACGAGGCGUCGGUGAUUCCUGGCUCAUUGGGGUUAUUACCCAGUGCAUCUUUGGCAUCCUUACCGGACAAGAACAAGGCGUUUGGGCUGUACGAGCCCUGCCAUGGAUCUGCGCCGGACUUGGCACGGGGCAAAGUGAAUCCUGUGGCUACGAUCUUAUCUGCUGCGAUGAUGUUGAAACUGUCGUUAGAUAUGGUACAAGAGGGGGAAGCUAUCGAGAGAGCAGUGAGUGUUGUAUUGGACAGGGGUAUCAGAACUGCAGAUUUGGGGGGUAACAGCACUACGAGUGAGCUUGGAGACGCUGUUGCACAGGAGUUGGGGAGAAUCUUGGAGCACAACUAA
Messenger RNA from Henningerozyma blattae CBS 6284, 1098 nucleotides. RefSeq names its product 3-isopropylmalate dehydrogenase (gene LEU2). Gene Ontology annotation, cellular component: cytosol. Gene Ontology annotation, biological process: L-leucine biosynthetic process. Bases 1 to 1098 code for a protein of 365 amino acids. Gene Ontology annotation, molecular function: magnesium ion binding; NAD binding; 3-isopropylmalate dehydrogenase activity. The transcript has a single exon. The record is from RefSeq and is a predicted model, not a curated record. NCBI's taxonomy places the organism in Eukaryota, Fungi, Ascomycota, Saccharomycetes, Saccharomycetales, Saccharomycetaceae.